AAUAAAUCGUCACGGUUGCGUUCCGGCUUCCAGUUUAGUGAGAGGGAAAAAUGGCAGGCAGAUUGAGCAGCGUCGCAUCACGGAUCAUGGGAGGAAAUGGAGUUGUUUCCCGCUCCGUGGCUUCCUCUCUUCCCCUCCGCUCCGGCAUGGGCCUUCCCGUCGGCAAGCACAUCGUCCCUGAUAAACCGCUUCCGGUGAAUGACGAGCUAGUUUGGGACAACGGAACUUCAUUUCCGGAACCCUGCAUAGAUCGAAUUGCCGACACUGUUGGUAAGUAUGAGGCGUUGGCUUGGAUGUGUGGGGGUUUGAGCUUCUUUGCAUCCCUAGGAUUACUUGCUGUGUGGAAUGAUAAAGCUUCUAAAGUUCCGUUUACACCCAAAGUUUAUCCAUAUGACAACCUACGCGUGGAGCUUGGUGGAGAACCAUAGGUUGAUCAAUUCUCAGAGUGCUCUUGUAAAAUUCUCUGUUCUCUCUCUUAAUUUCUUAUUCUGUUGCAAUUCAGAAAGAGUUUCAAAUAAGUUCAUGUUGGCUUGUUUCUGAAACUGUCAUCUUCAAACAAACAGCCUGCGAUGCCUUUUUGUUUAGAACACAUUGAAUGUCACAUGACAAGAUGCAGCACCCUCUGUUGUCCUCAUUUGGGUUAUUGAUUUUUGCCAUUAUCAUGUUGUUAAUAUAGCAUACGUGGCCUGAGUUGAAGAGAAUAUAUGAUAACAAUCUGU
This is a messenger RNA of Rubroshorea leprosula, 719 nucleotides long. NCBI's taxonomy places the organism in Eukaryota, Viridiplantae, Streptophyta, Magnoliopsida, Malvales, Dipterocarpaceae. The record is from the annotation of a GenBank genome assembly.